AUGGUCGGGCGGGCGGCUGCCACAACUUCUGCGUGCGGAGCUCAAAACGCGUGUGCGACGCAUCUCGUAGCUCGGGCUUCUCUGCUGGUGUCGUUCAGUGGACUUGGCGCAUAUUCGAGGUUCCGGGGUGCAACCCGUAAGGCGGUGGGCGCGGCUGGCGAUCACCGGCGCGGGAUUGUCAGCUGUACGCAGGCGCUUUUUCUUGGUGGGAAGCGCCAGUUUUCCAAGCUCGAGGCCAUUAGCCUCGAGGCGGAGUCUCGAGCGCGCCUAAGUGACCCUAUCGGUACAUCAACGCUAGAAUUAAAUUUGCUGGAGGAUCCGACGGCCGGCCUCGCCACGGGCCCGGCGGAGGAGUUGACCCCAACUGAGCUGGAGACGCGAGUGCGGGUUCUCGUCUCCGGAUACACGCCAUCCCUCUACCGACUACUGUACAUGCCUUUCAUCGAUGUGGUGGCGCUGUUGGUGAAGGAGGGGUUGGUGCCAACAGCAGACGCAGAGGUUCUGCAGAGCAGCAGCCCAAGUGCCAGCAGCAGCAGUGUGACCACCACCACGGGAGGUAUGAGCGCUGGAACCAUCUCUACCAGCCUCCGGCCGGUGCGACCGGAGGAGAUCAUGGCUCGCUGGUUUACCGAUGGACCUGCUACGCUCAAGCUGCCUCACGCCACUGCAGAGGCGAUGGGCAAGCGGCGGUGGAACGCAUUCUGUCGCGCACUGGAGGCGCACUGGGCCUCUUUCGAAGAUGUGAUGCCGCUCACACGCGUUGUACAGCGCCACCACCUGCGUGAAGAGCUUUACAUCCCGCUGUUUCGACAGCUGGCGAUGGAGCUGGUCGACCCGACAAAGCGCGCUUCCGCCGUGGCAACGCUGCCCGGCAUUAUCUUGAGUCUCGCAAAUGGCCGCGCACCGCGCUCGCUAGGGUUGCCGGAGAACGACACGGAGCGUGUCCGACUUGUGUCGAAUUUAUUCCUCGGGGUGGCGCAGGAGGCGGGAAACACGGAUCUUGCCUACCUCGCGGUGCAGCUGCUGCGCGCCAACAACCUCACCACGCCCUUCUCAGCGCAGAAGCAAAUCACCAACGCGUUUGCAGCGGCCUCUCGCAUUGAAACGGAUUGGCAGAUGCGGGCGACUAGUCUGCUGAUUGAGUCCUAUCCCAAGUGGCUCGAGUACUUUAGGCGUGUUCAGCUGGACAACAUGGUCGCGCUGGAGGCCCUGCAGCGCGGGCCGGCGGCGACGACCAGCAGCGAGAGCGCCAGAGCGGGGGGGAGUGAUGUGACGACUGCCGCACCAAAGAGUGCUAAGAGGGCGUCCCUCCCCGACAAGCGCCACGGCAAGCGAUCCAAAGGCCGCACUGCGGACUCGCGCAGGGAUGGCCAGCUAGCAGAUCACUCUCCCGAAGACACCGGAGAGCGGUCGGCAGAGCAGUACCGGUACUUCACCAGUCGUCAGCAGGACGACGUUACACGUGUCACAGCACUCGAGGCGAAUAUCGAAGCCGCGCUGCGCAGUCGAGUGUCAGAGCUGCGCGAAGUUCAGAUGAAUCGCCGUCGCAAGAAGAGUAAGGAAGAGGCCGUGUCUUCAGGGACAAGCAGUGCUGCCGGCGCUGAGCGUGGAGGAAGAAGUUCGUCUAAAGGACCACGUUGA
Leishmania braziliensis MHOM/BR/75/M2904 is the source of this 1641-nucleotide messenger RNA. RefSeq lists its product as hypothetical. The transcript has a single exon. The record is from RefSeq and is a predicted model, not a curated record. NCBI's taxonomy places the organism in Eukaryota, Euglenozoa, Kinetoplastea, Trypanosomatida, Trypanosomatidae. The coding region runs from base 1 to 1641 and encodes 546 amino acids.